Megalops cyprinoides (Indo-Pacific tarpon) is the source of this 2079-nucleotide messenger RNA. Its product is annotated as zinc finger protein with KRAB and SCAN domains 1-like. Gene Ontology annotation, molecular function: DNA-binding transcription factor activity; RNA polymerase II cis-regulatory region sequence-specific DNA binding. Gene Ontology annotation, biological process: regulation of transcription by RNA polymerase II. The record is from RefSeq and is a predicted model, not a curated record. Lineage: Eukaryota; Metazoa; Chordata; Actinopteri; Elopiformes; Megalopidae. The transcript has 4 exons. The coding region runs from base 130 to 1740 and encodes 536 amino acids.
CCGAGUGUGAACGGCCGAAAACCUGCAUUAGUUUUGCAUUGUGUAAUUUCAUCAACAGCUUUCUAGCCGUACAGAAUAGCAUCUUCUUCCAAGAGAUUCUGAAAGAGGGCGUGAAGUGACCAAUGCGCAAUGUCGGGAACAAUGUCAAACUGUAUUGCAUUUCAUACACAGAUAGCCUCCAUCAUGGAGGUACUGGCGAAUGCGGCCGUGGCAGAAAUCUGUCAAGUUGUAGACGAUGGCUACGCCGUUCUCCGCUUGGAAGUGUCGCAGUACCAGAAGGAGAACAAAUCUUUAAAGAGAAAAAUACAGAUGAUGGAGCGCCAAAGUGCGCGGCGAUGCGCAGAGAGAGCGGGAGAGCGGACAGGCGCCGUAAGUUCCAGCGCUGGUGAUGGAGCCCAGGUUUGCCGUAAAUUAAGAGCAACAACAGGAGAAGAUCGUUGUUUUACCACAGGGGAGAGCGUCUUGGGCAAGCGCCUGGACGUCAGUCUGAAAAGGGAUGAACAGCCCAUGGUUCUGAACGAAGAUACUCAAGAGCAGUGUGUAGUCAAAAGAGCCGAAGUCUGUUCGCGCAUACUCGGCACGGACAUAGUGUGUGCAGAAACUAGGGGAACUAGACCUGAAUCGCUCGUCAUCAAAGAGGAGAGACUUAAAGUGAACACUGGGCCUCAGAGGGAACUGAAGAUCAGGGAAGAAAGAGCUGUUGAGUUGGGUUUCGCUGGCGAUAAGGAAGGAAAUCCUGUGAACACAGAGACUAAAGCAGCUCAACACACAGAGGAGCUCACUGAGCAGCACAGGACCAGACACAGUGCUUGGGAGGUCAGUGGAUUGGAGGACGUCCUCAAAGCAGAACCGGAUAAAGACAGUGUCAAGACACUCCCGUCUGAAGGGUCUGAGUACAGGGCUGGAAGACUGAGCAGUCUGGGCUCUGAGAGUGUAAUGUGUGAGAGAACCAGUCAUCUGGGGACGUGCUUUACACAGGGGAGAGCAAACGCAGAGGCUGAGGACCCGUCUUGCUCCUAUGCUGCAGAAAUGGACUCGGAGAGUCUGUCGGUUCACUCACAGCUGCAGUCGGCUCCUGCAGCAGAAGGUGCUGGAAGCAGUCUGUCCUCGUUCGCUUCUUUUGACUGGAAGCCUGAGAUAGUCAUGGUUGAUUCUGCGGCCGUCAAACUGGAGGGCGAGAUGCCGUCUGUAUGGGACAAGGGGACCACUGAGAUCACAGGACACGCGCAACAAAGGCAGUAUGAAGAAAGCGGAGAGGGAGAAGGCGCUCGGUCAGAAAGCGUGACAGCCGUUUGUCUUCCUCGUGCUGAAAUGGCGGUCAGAGACAACCCGGCAGCGUCAAGAUGCGUGGUGUCAGAGAGUGAGAAAGCUCAUCACAGGCUUGGCAUGAGUGAGAAACGGCUGUUUUACACAUAUUUUGAAAAGGGUUACAGCCGCCCAAAAGACAGCGAAAUGCACCAUAGCAUGGACGCGGGUGACAGGCAGUUCAGCUGUACUCAGUGUGGGAAGCAGUUUGCUCAUUCGGCUAAUCUUAAAAGGCAUCAGAGGGUGCACACAGGAGAGAAACCUUUUAGCUGUACACAGUGUGAGAAGCGAUUCUCCCAUCAGCACCAGCUUAAAAUGCACCAGAGGGUCCACACUGGAGAAAGACCAUUCAACUGUACACAUUGUGGAAAGCGAUUCACACAGUCAAGUCAUAUAAAAAGACACUUGAGUGUUCACACAGCAGAGAUCCUUUAACUGCAAGUCACGUCAACUUCAUGAAAAUUUCUGCUGGGGAGGAACCAUUUGCUUGCACACUCCGAGGUUUUUUUAUGCCACUGGAGCAUAAACCCAAUGUGUGCCCUCUUAAGAGGGUACCUAGACACUUUGUAUGACUUUACUGCAGAAUUACCCCCAGUCUCACCUGAUUACCCACUAAAGCUUCUGACGGUGCAGUGGGAAUGUUUGCUUUUUAGGCUGAGGGUACAAAGUAAGAUUAUAGUUUUAGUAAUGUAGUGUGUUUUUAUUUGAAGAGAUGCUUCUUUCUGAAGUAAAGGUUGUGUUCAACAUUGCAGUAACCAAUGUAUUUUACAUGUC